Molecule: messenger RNA, 660 nt
Organism: Chinchilla lanigera (long-tailed chinchilla)
Lineage: Eukaryota; Metazoa; Chordata; Mammalia; Rodentia; Chinchillidae
Product: CMRF35-like molecule
Exons: 7
Cellular component (GO): plasma membrane
Molecular function (GO): transmembrane signaling receptor activity
Source: RefSeq, a predicted model, not a curated record
AUGUCCUCAGGCCUGACCACAGCCUCCAGCCCUGAGAAUGGCAGGAACAACCUUGGAACAACUUGUCCCAUCAGUGCCCACCUGACCCACCACAACCAGAGGACACCCCCAGAACCAGCCCACAACAGGAGCAAGUGCCUGAAUCUGGACAGUGCUUGUGGGUCUCCGCCCUGCCUGGAAAAUGUGACCGCAUGGCUGCCUUCAGCUUCAUUCCUGCUGCAGGUUCCAGGCUGUUUUCUCCUAAGCGGCCCCAGCACCAUGACUGGCACCGUGGGGGGAUCCCUGAGUGUGCAGUGCUGGUAUGAGGAGGGAGACAAGGCACAUGACAAGUACUGGUGCAGAGGAUCACUUGUGGCAUAUGAUGCAGUUUCCUAUGGUGUGGGGUCAGUACAUCGCAGCAUCGCACAAUUUGACUCCUUUAAGGUCAUGGUGUCUGUGCUCUCAGCACAUGCCAAGCCAAGUGUCACUAGAUAGGACAUCCCCAGUCCCAGCUCACCACCUCAGUCCCUGCUCAGCAGCGUCUACUUGCUGCUCCUGGUCUUCCUGAAGGUGUCCCUGUUCCUCAGCAUGCUCAGUGCCAUCCUCAGGGAAGCUCUGUGUGGAGGCAGAAUCAAUCUGAUUACAAGAACCAAUGAAGGCUGUUUUCCACUGAGGACAUGA